AUGGGUAUACAAAAGUGCUCACACUCGGGUCAAUUCUAUUUCGACAACCUUCCGACAUCCACGCUAAAUACAUCCGCUAUUAGUCAAAAAACACCAUGGACUACUGUUCAUACGUCACGUGAACGAUGUAAAUUGGCUGAAGCUCAGUUCAAGGAGUCAUUGAGUCAGGUUUCUCUCUUGAUUCAAGAGCUUCGUAAUCUAGCAUUGUAUCCGGCCGAAAAUUCUGACUUUUCAGCGAAUUUUUCCGAUUUGCUGGUACCAUUGCUAACUGCAAAACCUAGCGACGAUUCUUCUGACACAUCAGUAGAUGAUGAUAUGCUUAUUUUAUUUGGGGCUCCGGCGACAAUUUUCCAACUGUUGUUCCAUAUUCCAUCAAUUAAUUCAGAACUAACGGAUUUAGUUCUGGAGCUUGGAGCCUGUUCGUCCUCUUACUCACAGCAAUUGCUUGAACAGUUCCGCCCGCCUGUUGGACUACCCACAAUGUUUAGCAGCAAAAAAGCGUUUUCUGAAACGGCAACUCGGUUACUUCAACUUUUCCAAAUUGUUUCUGACCCACCCGUCCAAUCUACCAUAUUGCGAAUCCUUCCCGAUUUGGCUUCUUCGCUUUGUGCAUCGAACUGCGCACUGAAUGAUGAGGAUCGUGCGGCUUUUGUACUACAGCUGAUGGAUUUAUUGCGCACUGUUCCGGUGGGGCGCAAUCCUUCCGCUGUUUCCGACCAACAGGAUCCAAUAAAUUGUCUUUUGGACUGUCUUGCUGGAUUUUCAAUGAGUGCUGAGCAGAUCUCUCGACUACAUACAACCUGUUUCGAUUUACUAGACCGAUGCUACACGGAUGAGGCAUAUUACACCUACCUCCCUACGAUUUUCCGCUGUCUAAUGAUCAAUGGACCACAGGUUGCGCGCAAUUCUCCAGAAGCUUCCCGGUUAAUCAUUCGGCUGCGAAAAUAUUUCAUAUUCCCUCGGAAGCCGUUGGAGCUUCAUGGGAUCUCAGUGGGUGAUACACUGGUUGAACUUUUGCGUUUGGCUUAUCGGUUCAAUCGAUUGCUUAUGACAGAAUGGAUGCGCGCCAUUGAUACUUCGUCGAUUUCGAAAUUAUCUGAUUCGUCUACCGUAGAAUUGACGACUAUCCAUAACCAGGCUAUACAAGAUUUCCUCAUCCUUUGCGUAAUCUACAGCACAGUUGACACUAAUUCCACCGCAUCUCUCGGACGUACCCCACAAGGUCCAUACAAAGAAACCCUGAUGAUGUGCAGCAAUGCGUCAUCUCAGUUCACUCGAUUUCAGAAGGAAACUGAUUCGCUUGUCCGACGAUUAGCCCUGAGUGACCGGAUGUUCCCUCGGUGUCUUCGUGCGGAACUAAUAAACCAAUUUCUUAUGGAUUUUGGUCCAACUUUGAUGUCGGAACGCACGCGAUUAUUUUCAGCGUUCUCACACUUUCUCGAUCAGUUAAUUUCUGUCACUGGUACUGCGGUGGGUGUGUCUCAGUCACACAACACGGUUCGACAACUUGGUCUGAGUUUAUACAUUGAAACGUUUUGUGCAUCGAGUUGCACUGAUGGCCUAAAACGGGAGAUAAUCAAACAUCUGGUUCGCCACGGUCUAACUGGACUCGGAUCAGCAACUGGACGCCAAAUCGGAGCUAUGAGAUGCAUUGGUCCCAUACAAACUGGUCUGGUCGCGCUAUUACGUUUGGCUCAGCGUCAGCCACACCAGUUGGUUAAAUUCGAAGGAUUGCUUGGUGGUUUGGUGGAUCAUUUAUUUCGGUCGGUCUCGUCUCAACAGACCCCCACAAGUGACCAGGGUUUCGUGGUUCUUAUGGAUCAUGCAAGAUGCUUGUUUACCAUUAUGGCUUGGAUUUCUUUCUGUCGCAUCUCACCAUUCAUUUCCAUCCAACUCUUUUAUUACGUUUGGGUUCUUUCAAGUGACCGGGAAAACAAACCUUUCCAAGAGAAGCUACUGGGGCUGCUCCGAAAACAGUUUUCCAGUCCGUGUUUGACUGCUAAGGCUCUCAGUAUCAUUGGGGCGGUUGUUGUAUUAGAAACAAUCUGCCGGAGACCGUCGCCAUGUAAAGCCGAACUGGAGGUUGCCUGCUCAACGCAAACGGACGAUUCGAUCGUUUUGGCCAGCCAAAUGACCCAUUUGGAAGUUGAUAGAGCUAGCACAUCCACAACGAGCACCACAAGUUGUUUAAGUCUUCGUGGCCCGGGCACGGGUUUGGCGGAUGACUUGGAUGAAGUUCAUUUGGCAGCAGAUGAUACCGAAGACGAUCGGACUGACAGUGUGACUCAUGGGGAUGAUUCUCGUUGCAUCACUCCGCCCUCCAGACUUCUGCUUCAGUUAAUCGGGUUAGUAGAACAUACCAUUUCCGGUUAUCCUCAACUCAAAUGUCUCUGGCUGGACGAGCUGCGUGCCUGCUUCUGUAGGCUAUCACAAAUUUCAUCAAUGUCAACGGAUUGUGCGACGCAGACCGCCAGAUCCUCCAGGAAGUCGCUAUUCAAUACCCCGUCCAGUGUGCAAGCAGUACGGUUGAUAAAUUGGAUGGGUGCGCGAGUCAUGCGUGACUUUCAGACAGACUUUAUAGUUGACAAUGCCACACUGGAAGGCUUUGUACCACAGCUCAAUUUGAAUGAUCCGUCAAUGUGCGAAGUGGCUAUUAAUUUGGGACCCUCCUGGACGAACUACUGUUUUGCUUUGUCGACUUCAGUCGCCCGCGUCCGUUCGUUGCAUUUAUCCGAUGGGAAAUCCAGGAUACCACCUUCUCCGAUAAUACUCCCUUCACAACUAGCGUUUUUGGCCGAGGUGGAACGUACAAAACAUCAAGGCCGUUUGGAUGCCAUUGAUGCCCUUUUGGGAUGUCCAUUGUUACUAUUGCCAUCGGGACAUCUACCCGAUUCGGAUGCAGCGCAGGAAGUACACCUGUUGGAUGCAGUUAGGGAAGAACCUCAAUUGAUUUUGCUUAUCAUCAAUUGGUGUGUGGAGGCUGUCAACGUGUUUUCUCCUCUAUUUGUGGCUCAUUUUGCUUCGAGUGAGAAGCAAAGUGAAGGAAGGGAUUCCAGUGCUGCUUCUCAGGCUGAUCGUCACAGCUGUGGUGACAACGAAAGCUGCCCCAUACGUUUACAACAUCCCACUGUUCUAAGUCGUCUUGCACAAAUCGCUCAUUUGAGAAACCGAUUGCAUGUGUGUCUUCUUCGGCUCGACCAUCAGUGUCCAGUUCCUUUGGACUGUUCACAAGAUCAGCCCACUGUGGAGACCCAGCGCCUGGCUGACUUGUGUCUCCCAACAGCGACUUUCGAGCCUGGACGGACAUGGGAUUCUCAUCCAUCAAGAGCGGAUUCAGGUCGCUUCCCCUGUUUCACCUGUGGAAUCCACCUAGUUUCCACGGCCAACCGUAAUCAGGUUCCCAGUCGAAAAACUGGCACCUCCGAAACGAAGUCAAAAUGUGCCGGGAAAAAGAGGAAACGCAAAUUCACUGCGCGCAUCUGCAAGACCAAGCAGGGCCGUGGAGAUGAAUCUGAGGAUGAAUGCCUUGGAGGGGAAGACGCUGAUAACGAUGCAACGCAGGUUAAUUCUGUAUCAUCAGAUAAUGAAUCUAUAUGUGUUGAUUCUGGCGGGGCACCCAUGAAGAACUCAAAGAAGCUACUACCGUCAGGAGCCUCGAAAUUGGCAGCCGGAAAAUUAAAAGGAGUGAGGAACGCAGGACCAGUAUCGCCGGGUCUAACGGAAUUAACUGCCUGCUUCCGGGAACUGGAUAUAACGUCACUAUUCUUAGGCUUAAGUGCAUGGCCUUGGUCUCCGACGAGACCUACUGACGCCAACUCCACGCAGUGUAGCGGACAGAUGAAUUGUGAUCGACCAUCCACACUGGACUGGACAACGUUGGCUUGGCUAUUAGAAGACUUCAGUUCAAAGCUACAACAUUUGUCAGGGAUACGACCAUCUUUUCUGACUGGCUGGUAUUCUUUUCAACGCCUUGAUCAGUUGCGGUCUGAUGUGCGUAGGACGUACUUCCUUCAACUGAUUCCAAGUGUGCAUCGAGCCAUAGUAUUCGCCACCAACUUUUUCCUAAACGAUGAAAGUGGACCUAGCGAUGAUCUUCAAUCCUCCCGUUCUUCCGGGGAGGGUGAUCCAAUGUCAACUAUGCACCAAGCAUCUCGGGGCAAAGAAAUAUCUUCGAAACCCGACACAUUCCAACCGUGUGUUGACUUGUUUUCGGGUACUGGUGCGCUUAUUUCAAAUAUCAUUUGUGAUUGCCUUCAAAUUUUGUGCAUCCUACUGACGGGCAUCCACAAUCCAAACAGUCUAGCAAUUCCACAACCUUCUCAUACCACCACUGAGUACAGCGAGUGCGCCGCAGACAACUUUCGCCAGUUAGCACACGCGUGUGCUUCUCGUGAGACGCAUGUAACAGGUUCAGUGGCUGUUGACGACUGUCCUAACAAGCAAGACUUGUUCGAAAACUUGUCGGAUGAAUCAGCUGCAAAAGGGACGGACUCGGCUAGGUGUCCGGUUUCAGACUACCGAUCUUUUACUAAGGAUGUCCGCGUCGUCCUGGAAUGGAUUCUCCGAAUGUCUCCUGCAGGAUUACCUCAUGCCACAGCAGCCUAUCUGCACGCAAGACUGGUGUAUCGUACUGCGACCGUAUACCUCGACUGUCUGAAUAGAUUACGACAGUUCUCGGAUACAUCGCUUGAAGAAGAGCACACCUGGUUUCCGGAUCUCAAUGCUUACACAAAGUCUCUGCUUGAUAAAGAAUGGGAUCCGGAAGUUCUUUGGAAAGGCCACACAUUUCGCGAGAGUCUUCAAGGUCUGUUGGCCAUGCAUCUCCGUUUUCGACCGGACACAGUGGAGGGGAUAACUCGUGGUGUGCGUGAUCGUGAAAUAUCUAUCCUAUCCCCAAGCUUUUUGCUUGACCUCACCCGGGGUCUUAUCUUACCUACGGUGCGUCGCUACCAGGGGCAGCGUGGAGUACAGACUUCAGCCUCAGAAACCAACUGUUGGGACGGUUACAAGACUCUUACCCGUCAAACCAUGGACAUUUACUGUCGUGAAGUGUUGUCCAGUGUUUUAUGGUACAUGAAACAACUCUGCUUCACCCACUCGUCUUCCGAAAAUUCGACCAACGAUUGUCACUUACUCGCUUGCUGGAACGAAUGCAUCGUUGUUUUUGGCCUCUUGAUUGAUUUGGUGGUUUCUCCAAGCGGCACUGGCGGGCGUCAUCGUACUUACGGCGAGCAGACUACACCCUGUGGUAGCGAUCGGUUGUUAUCAUCCUUAGUCUCCACUCUGUUGCGCACAGGACGCCUAUUUCUUCAAGGUUUACUCAAAGGUUGCAUGCCCAUUCUAAGUAGUUUGUUUCGCCACAGGGGUGUUGAGGUCGUCACAUUCUUGAAGAACACUCAAUCGCUCACACGAUUUUUGCAGCGGGUGUGCACGCAUGCCAAAACCAAUCGAGAUGCUAAGCUGGCCAAUCAAAUUCCGGCAACCCGAAGGUGCUUGGAAAUUUUUGUCUACAGGGUGAAAAUUCUAUUAUCACAAAACCAAUGCUCCGAUGCCUUUUGGCUGGGGACGUUAAAAAAUCGUGAUUUGGCCGGAGUCGAACUACCAGAUGACAGUGACUCUGAAAACGAAAGUCAGUCAACUCCUGGUUCAGCGCGUUUACCCGUACAGCGCCGGGUGCCACCCCCCAGAAUAAGUUAUUCCCCCUCUUUACCGGCCGAGGAGAUUCGUGGCUCAAUUGAUUCUGACCUCGACGGCAGUGAGGACGACAAUGAGUCGAAUGUACAGUCGGUAGAAAGCCCGACAGAGGCUGACCUGGGUGAUAGUGAUCAUAGUGAUGAGAAUGGUUCCGAGGAAGAGGAUGGGCUGAUUGAGCCAAGUGACACAGAGUCGUGUCAACUAUGAAUACGUUUUCUUAUUUCCAAGUUACCAUGUUUUACAUCCAAGAAAUAUAAAGAUCAUCUCAUUUUUAACGACCGG
Opisthorchis viverrini is the source of this 5976-nucleotide messenger RNA. RefSeq lists its product as hypothetical. The record is from RefSeq and is a predicted model, not a curated record. Gene Ontology annotation, biological process: homologous chromosome pairing at meiosis; interstrand cross-link repair; mitotic intra-S DNA damage checkpoint signaling. Gene Ontology annotation, molecular function: DNA polymerase binding. Lineage: Eukaryota; Metazoa; Platyhelminthes; Trematoda; Opisthorchiida; Opisthorchiidae. The transcript is spliced from 16 exons. Gene Ontology annotation, cellular component: condensed chromosome; nucleus. Bases 1 to 5901 code for a protein of 1966 amino acids.